Molecule: messenger RNA, 3110 nt
Organism: Onychostoma macrolepis
Lineage: Eukaryota; Metazoa; Chordata; Actinopteri; Cypriniformes; Cyprinidae
Gene: dzank1
Product: double zinc ribbon and ankyrin repeat domains 1
Exons: 21
Coding region: 187-2457 (756 amino acids)
Biological process (GO): eye photoreceptor cell development
Molecular function (GO): protein binding
Source: RefSeq, a predicted model, not a curated record
GCGUACUGCUCAGUUGCUAUGGGAAACGUGACGAGCCAAUAGCGCAGCCAGUUGUGUGUUGAGUGUAUCGUUAGAGCGUCGUUGGAUACAGCGUUGUGUUAGGAAAUAUCCUUUAUGUUUCAAAAUUUGAGAUACUUUAAUCUACACAAAUACUCAGGACAGUAGAGUUUCUUCAAGAGCGCGAAGAUGACAGCAGGUUCAGUGGCAGCACCUCGGAUCAUUCCCAUUCGCAUGCCGCCUCCAGGAAAAGCCAAGCACGAAAUCGACUCUCGCACUCCUGUUGAGAUCAAAUCCGACUCGUCUGAUGUGAGUGUCCUGUACACGCUGGACGGCAGUAAGCCGGAGAUGAUGAAGAGGCCGGGUUUUGGUGACAGCACUCUGAAGUACACUGAACCUAUCCGCUUACCUGCGGGGAAAGUGUCUGUGAGAGCCAUGGCUGUCAGCACUGAUGGCCGUCAGAGUGCAGUCGUCACCAAGGUUUUCAUAGUGGCCCCGACUCCUUCAGAUGAGCAGGAUCCGACUACAGGCGAUGAAGGUGACACUCUGACGGAUUCAUUAAUGAAUUUGAAGGGGAGCGAAAAUGGACCUGGCAUUUCCUCUAGUAAAAAAAAUUUAGAUAUUCCCAGUAGUGAAUCUCGCAAAGCUUUGAAAGGCCCUCGAUUCCUGUCACAACGCCUCGGCCCCGGUUCAUCUGCACGGCUGAUGGUGCAAAACACGCAAAACCAGAGCACAGAUGUGGAAAACCACUUAAAAACCUUGACGAGCACUCAGAUAUCACGGAUCCAGAGAGAGACGGAUUUCCUUAGAUGUCCAAAGUGCUUGAGUCAUCGCCCUUCGGAUCCUUUCGCCCGAUUCUGUCUGCACUGCGGAGCACCAGUGUCUCCAAUACCUGGUCAAAGGCUGCCCCCUACUGAAGGAGGACAGAUGGGUCUGUGUGUGCAUUGUAAAACCAUGGUGCCUCUCAAUACGGCCAUAUGUGUGGUGUGCGAGUCGCCACUGACUCGACAACUGCAGCCGCAGGCUAGUCUGAGACUACAGGAUAAGCUUAUCUGUCACUCUUGUGGGACAGGAAACCCUGCUCAUAUCACACACUGUGUCACUUGUGAAUCCCAGCUGCUUCAGCAAACCACACCAGUUUUGAGCGGACAGAGAGCUGCAUCUUUACCCAGCUCACAGGGCAAAAUGGUCUCCUGCUCCAAGUGCAAUAGAGUCAACCACUCGGAUGCUCGAUUCUGCGACUGGUGUGGAGCAAAGCCCGGCCACAAAUCCAGCUCUGUGACUUGUUCUCAGUGUGGAGCUAGCAGCCAUCCUUAUGCUAAUUACUGCGGUGGCUGUGGUGUCUUCCUGGAUGGCCCACCCAGGACACCCUCACAUGUAAACCAGGGACAGGACACACAGGAAGCUGAUCAGUCUUCAGCCACCUGGCAGGCAGUUCCUGCACCUGAAUCAACAACUGAGCCUCUAGCUGCAGGUUUGCGCAUGUGCGCAGAUGCACAGACGCAGACAGUGGGGCUGUUUUUCCCGUCUAGCACUGAGCUGAAAAAACAGAGCCAACAGAGGGAGGCGGAGCUUAGCAGACAGGAGCAGAUGAGUGACAGGAAGCCCCUCCUCACUGCCAUUAGUCCAGGCCGAGGAUACUGGAGGAAGCAGCUGGAUCACAUUUGCGCUCAUCUGCGCAGUUACACUCAGAAUAAUACUGAGUUUAGAGCUCUGAUUGGAGAACCUCGCCUGGGCAGAAUGAUAUCUGCUGUUAUUCAGGAGGACAGCUAUGAAGUCAGUCUGCGCAUUAACUUCAUCUCUGCCUCACCGGAGGGAUCCAGGUCGUCUUCUGCCGGCCAGCAGAGCAGAUCUGUGGCAUCAGAGAGUCAGAACCUCAGUGCUGUGACAGAAGGCAGAAAUUCAGCCAGUCCGGAUAGUAACAUUAAUACAGCAGGAUCGUCAGCUAAAAGAAAGAAGCAGAAAAAGAUCUGGAGCUCAGACGCCACAGAAAAGCAGCCGGAGUCUAAAGACAGUCUGCUUCUUAAGGAGGUGGGGCCUGUGGGGCGGGGCCAGAUCUCAGCAGUGCAGCAGCUAUUGGAUGAGGGUGCUGACCCAGCAUGUUUGGGAAGUGAUGGACGUCCCGCUCUGGUUGCUGCAGUGUUAAACGGGCAUCAUGAUGUUAUUCCUGUGCUGGUGCAGAGAGAAGCUGAUGUUAACCAUGCAUCUGGACCGUUGAAUAACACGGCGCUGCAUGAGGCUGCAGCACUGGGAAACGAAGGUCUGAGGAGCGUUGAGAUACUCCUGGGGUGUAAUGCAAGUAUCAGAAAGCAGAAUAAUUGUGGACAGACGGCGUAUGAUAUUGCCGUGGCCGCCGGGAGCAGUUCUGUGGUCUCUCAGAUGGCAGCUCACAUGGGACAGGAUCUGCUACAGCGCCACACCAAGGCCAGGAGCCCAUCUGGACUGGAUACGUUCUCUUAAAACAAUCCACAUCUUAACCAAACCAAAUCUCAACUGACAUAUUCAAGCAAAAUGAUUGAUUACAGUGAGUUAACUGAGUAAAAGCGUGAUUUCCUCAUUGUUACUGUGUACAAGAAAUAUUGUACAAGAAAUUAUGUAAUUUGUAUUUACUUGAACAUUUAAAAUGCAUUAUGGAAGCAAAAAGAAAUUGCAAUUUCUGACUUUUUUUCUUGCAAUUAAAAACAAUGAAUUGUAAGACAGUACCUUAUAUUAAACUUGGAAUUGAGAUAUAAACUCAGAUUUGCGAGAGGUAAAAUCUACAGCAGAAGUCACCUUCAAAUCAAGCAGUUUUUGUUUGGUCAACAAGGCAAAAUUGCAUAAACAACUUAAAACCCGAAAUAUUCCACGCAAAAUCGAUUCCUAUUGAAAUUAAUGGAUUUUGUCCGCAAAAGUUUUCUGAUCAACUUUGAGUUUUAUGUAAAUUAUACCAAUAACAGUGAGUUUUAGAGAGCGGUAUACGCAAUAAUUAAUUCCCUGACCUGUCCAAGAAAAAAAAGCAACUUGGGAAUCACUACUCAGGAUUUUCGCUGUCAUCAAAUCUUUCCAAUUUCAUGUUUACGCACAUGUUUUGUCUGUCGGUCUUUCUGUCUUCAGACUAGUGCUGUCAAACGAUU